GUGAUUAAAACGCAGGUGUCUGUUUGUGAUCACAGAGUAAACCUUUAUUGCACCAGAGGGCGGUAAAGACCCAUGAAACUAUCCAACUGUCUACAUAAUCCCAGAUCAGGGGGAGACGGAUGUUCACGGUGUUUGCUGCGGAUAUUCCCCCACAGCACCUGACCUGCGCACCGGCCGGAUCCAUCCUGAUCUGCACUCCAUCCGCCGGGCCUCCAUCUCCUCUCACCCCCCGCUCUCAGCCACCACCAGCCGGCCAUGGCGCUCCGGAGGUUCUUCGUGGGAGGAAACUGGAAGAUGAACGGGAAUAAGGAGAGCCUUGGAGAGCUGAUCACCACGCUAAACACCGCCAGCCUGCACGAUCAGACCGAGGUGGUCUGUGGGGCUCCCUCCAUCUACUUGGACUUUGCUCGUUCCAGUCUGGAUCCCAGGAUCGGGGUUGCGGCCCAGAACUGUUAUAAGGUGGCCAAGGGAGCAUUUACAGGAGAGAUCAGCCCCGCCAUGAUAAAGGACUGUGGGGCAGAGUGGGUGAUCCUCGGACACUCAGAGAGGCGUCACGUUUUCGGGGAAAGUGACGAGCUGAUUGGCCAGAAGGUGGCUCAUGCUCUGGAGAGCGAUCUGGGUGUGAUCGCCUGCAUCGGGGAGAAACUGGAGGAGCGAGAGGCAGGCACCACAGAAGAAGUUGUCUAUGCUCAGACUCAGGUCAUUGCAGAGAAUGUGAAGGACUGGGGGAAAGUGGUGCUGGCGUAUGAACCCGUGUGGGCCAUUGGCACCGGCAGGACGGCCACUCCUGAGCAGGCUCAGGAUGUCCACGAGAAGCUGAGAGCCUGGAUCAGAGCAAAUGUCUCAGACGAUGUGGCUGACACUCUGCGCAUCAUCUAUGGAGGUUCAGUCACAGGGGCAAACUGCAGAGAGCUCGCCUCUCAAGGUGAUGUGGAUGGCUUCUUGGUGGGAGGAGCCUCUCUAAAACCAGAGUUUGUUGAUAUCAUCAAUGCACGGGAAUAACCUACACGGAUACCCAUCAGCACAGGAUAUCACUACCCUUUAGACUUUCACAUGUUGUGUUUGUGUAGCCUGGGCUGUCUGAUCCACACACACACACACGUAUGUAUACACACCAAAGGAUAACUACAGAUUAGUUAAAGUCCUUCAUUUUGUGUUUAAGUUUUAUUUAUAUUUUAUCAUUUAAGUGUCCGUCUCUGUAUUUUAGAGUUUGCGAGGAUAAAAAUAAAAAUAUGGAGCAAUAUCACAACAUUAGAAAACACUUUUUAAGUUUUCAUUACUUCCUGUUAUUAAUUCAAACAGUAGUUUUUCCUACAGAGUGUCAGCCCAGGUUGUUUUGUGUUUGCUUUCAGAGU
Molecule: messenger RNA, 1355 nt
Organism: Menidia menidia (Atlantic silverside)
Lineage: Eukaryota; Metazoa; Chordata; Actinopteri; Atheriniformes; Atherinopsidae
Source: the annotation of a GenBank genome assembly